Molecule: messenger RNA, 1771 nt
Organism: Beta vulgaris subsp. vulgaris (sugar beet)
Lineage: Eukaryota; Viridiplantae; Streptophyta; Magnoliopsida; Caryophyllales; Amaranthaceae
Product: glycine-rich RNA-binding protein 3, mitochondrial
Exons: 6
Coding region: 139-1239 (366 amino acids)
Molecular function (GO): RNA binding
Source: RefSeq, a predicted model, not a curated record
UCUUGUUAAUAAACUUUCUCCUCACUCUCUCCCCCUGCCUAAACUUCCUCCAGAGAAACUCCCCCUUAAACCCUUCUCCUCCAUAAACCCUUCUCCUCCUUGCUCGCUUGGGUUUCCUCCUCUGUGCCGCAUAAAAAGAUGGCUUUCAUCAACAAGAUUGGACGUAUACUCAAGGAAACAUCACGCAAGCUGCCAAGAUUUGAAUCAUCAUUUCCCAAUGCAUCAUUUUACCAGGCUAUUAGAUGUUUUUCCUCGUCUAAGCUUUUCAUUGGAGGUCUCUCAUUUUCGACUGAUGAGAAUAGUUUGAGAGAAGCUUUCUUGCCUUAUGGGGAUGUUGUUGAAGGGUUAUCUUUGAUCGUGAGUCAGGAAGAUCAAGAGGCUUCGGCUUUGUCUCCUAUGCAUCUGCUGAAGAGGCAUCUGCUGCCAUCCAGGCUUUGGAUGGAAGGGAAGCAUGAGCUGGAGCCUCUUGGAAUUUAUACGAUGUUUGUGAACUUGGGAACUUUGGGAGUCAUCAAAGAGAAAUUGCUUAAUAAGCUGGACCUUCAUGGCAGAUUUCUUAAAGUAGAUUAUGCUGCAGACCAGAGACGUACCAGUCAAGGUCCGAGUUUUUCUGGUGCUGCUGGCUAUGGUGACAGCUUUAGAGGAAAUGAUGGGUAUGGAACUAUUAGCAAUCAAUCUGGUAUCAGUGGAAAUGGUGGUAAUUAUAAUUCAUAUGGUAACACAGGGUACGGAAACACUGGAAACUACAGUAAUAGCAACUACAGCAGCGCUAGUGCUGGCAACUAUGAGGGCUCUUCUGCCAAUAUAAAUGGCAGGGCUACUUACACAGCAGAAGGUGUGCCGAGUAUUCAUCCUGGUGGUAACUUUAGUAUGCGAGAUGUUUCAAAUGGAGCUAGUGGGCACUAUUUACCUAAUGAUGUACGUGACGACUUCAAAGGCAAUCCCGAGGGUGGUUAUGGGGUUGCUGCUGCAUUUGGUGGAAGUUCUGGAAAUGGUAGUCCUGAAUUCACUGGAAACUUUAGCAGUAACGGUUAUAGCAAUGGUAAUGUUGAUAGCUACAAUGCUAAUUAUGGUGGGGCUAAUAGCUUCAACAACAGGGCACAGUAUAACACUGUGAGAGAAGACAAUGAUUAUUGGAGGGGUCAUAACCUGAACUCCGAUAAUAAACUAAAUGAUCAGGAUGAGACCACGAGAAGCUACAUGAAUGACAAUGGCUAUACCAAUGCAAGGUUUGGUUGAUCAUUGGAAGUAAUAAGCACAGGCUCAAUACCAGACAAGAGACACGAGGGUGAAUCAUGAAUCGCAAAUCAGAGAAAAUUUGGUGAUAUAUGGUUGGGAAAUACAGCGGGAUGAUAAAAGUUAUGCGAUAAUCCAUCAUGAGGAACUUCUGUCGUCCUUUUCCGUUCUUGGCUGCUCUCUUAAUUGAUUAUCUAUGGAGAUUUGAGUAUCACUAUGUUUGGCGAAUGGUAACCUUCUCAAAAGACUCACCAUCUAGAGUGCUAAUUAAUCAUUUUGCCUCCAAUUCUUGCUAUUUUUGUAACAAUCUACAGUUAUUAGCAUUUGCCCACUUGCAGCAAGAACUUAAGCUAUGUUUCUCUAUUGAUUUAAAUUUUUGUCCUAGUAGUUUUCAAUUGAAGUUCUUAUUAAUAAUAUGAGCUUAAAUAUGAUAGAAUAUAUUGUUAUCUUUGACGAGAUGAUAAGCUGCAUUUCUGUGAAGUGUAUGCUUUUCUUCUACAAAAGAUGCUUAUAGAAGAAUUGAUUUAACAUGUCA